Messenger RNA from Colletotrichum siamense, 1611 nucleotides. Its product is annotated as Protein OS-9-like protein. Gene Ontology annotation, cellular component: endoplasmic reticulum lumen. NCBI's taxonomy places the organism in Eukaryota, Fungi, Ascomycota, Sordariomycetes, Glomerellales, Glomerellaceae. Gene Ontology annotation, biological process: retrograde protein transport, ER to cytosol; endoplasmic reticulum unfolded protein response. The record is from RefSeq and is a predicted model, not a curated record. Bases 1 to 1611 code for a protein of 536 amino acids. The transcript has 2 exons.
AUGCGCCGUCUCAAUUUCGUUCUGCUGGCGACAGUCCAGCUGUGCGGUGCCCGCCACCCCGGCUUCAGCAUCCACGACGACCUCGUAGCUUAUCCUCAGUACGAGAUAGUCUUCUCAGAAUCAUUCAUCCCAGAACACGAAGCGCAGGCUCUGCUCGACCGCACGAACCCCCCGCACCCAGCCUACUCCGCCGACUUCUCGACAGCCUCCGACGUCUCCCAGAAUGUCCGCGAAGCCGCAGACGCAGACGGCCGCCCCGAGCCCGAGGUGUUUGAGCGAUACGAGGUCAUGAACAUGAACCCUGCCAAGUAUCUCUGCUCGAUCCCCAUCCUGGAACCCCAGACGCCCGAGAACCACACCGCGACGGAGCUCGCGAAGCAGGAGGAGGCGCGCGAGCUGGCCAAGGCUUCCGCGCAUGGAUGGGAGCUGCUCAACGAGCUCGACGGCAACUGCCUGUACUUCAUGUCGGGCUGGUGGAGCUACAGCUUCUGCUACAACCGCGAUGUCACCCAAUUUCACGCCCUUCCCACGGUGCCGAAUGGCCAACCACCGGUCCGCGACCCUCACACGGCGGAGUACGUCCUGGGUAGAGCCAGCAAGUCGCCCAGCCAGCGCCAGCAGACUCAGGGACAGCAGCAGCAACAACAGCAACAACAGCAGCAACAGCAGAAGCAGCAGCAGACGACAAAGUCAGGAGACCCGCCGGCAAACACGGACCUCCAGAUCAAAGGUGACCAGCGAUACCUUGUCCAGAGAUUGGACGGAGGCACAAUCUGCGAUCUUACGGGUCGCGAGCGCACGAUCGAGGUGCAAUAUCACUGCGUGCCAGGCAUGAAGGGCGAUCGCAUCGGCUGGAUCAAGGAAGUGACCACAUGCGCUUACCUGAUGGUGGUCAACACCCCCCGCCUCUGCGACGACGUGGCCUUCCUGCCGCCCAGGGCAACGAGCGCGAACCCCAUCAGCUGCCAGCUCAUCAUUCCCGCCGACAACCCCGCGGCACAAGCCGAAUGGCACCGCCUGAAGACGCUUGAGGCGCAGGAGGCGAUGGUCGGUCAGGCCGGCCAGGACCCCGGCGCCAAGCGGAGCGAGCAGGAAUUGCUGCAGCAGCAGCAGCAGCAGCAGCCCGGCGGCGACGGCCAGCAGCAGCAGGACCCCAACGUCAGGGAUAGAGCGCAGAAGGGUGUCAAUGUGGGCGGUGUCAUUGUCGGCGCCCGCAAUGUGCUGGCUGACGCGGACGAGGAGGGCAAGCCCCCUGCCAAGCUGGCGCCCCCGCGCAGCUACCUGCCUGGCCGCAACCAGGGCCCUUUGGUUGAGAUUAUCGCUAGCGCCAAGAGCAAGGCGGACGGUGGGGAGGUGAAGGUGCUCAACCAGGAGGAGCUCGAGAAGAUGGACCUGAGCCCGGAGCUGGUGGAGGAGAUGAGGGCUGAGCUCGAGAAGAUCGCUGGGGAUAAGGGCUGGAAGCUCGAGGUAGUUGAGCAACCGGGCGACCCACGAGAGAUCCGAGGCAUUGUUGACCACAAAGACGAGGAUGGGGAGGGCAAGGGGAAGAAGGCUGGCAAGGACGAGCAGCAGGAAGGCAGCGAGGAGCAGUUCUUCAAGGAGGAACUCUGA